GGCCCGGCUGGCCGCAGACGGGGCCUGGCCGGCCGCACCGGGCGCUGCAAGCCCGCGGGCGUCGGGAGGCCUCAGCGCUGCCGCGGGCCCGCGGCCGGUCCCGGGUUGCGACCGGGCCGGGCCGAAAAGACAGCGGCACCAUGUUCUCCCUGAAGCCGCCCAGACCCACCUUCAGGUCCUACCUCCUGCCGCCGCCCCAGACUGAUGAUAAGAUUAAUUCAGAACCGAAGAUUAAAAAACUGGAGCCAGUGCUUUUGCCAGGAGAAAUUGUUGUAAAUGAAGUCAAUUUUGUGAGAAAAUGCAUUGCAACGGACACAAGUCAAUACGAUUUGUGGGGAAAGCUGAUAUGCAGUAACUUCAAAAUUUCCUUUAUUACGGAUGACCCAAUGCCGUUACAGAAAUUCCAUUACAGAAACCUCCUUCUUGGUGAACAUGAUGUUGCUUUAACAUGUAUUGAGCAAAUUGUCACAGUAAAUGACCACAAGAGGAAGCAGAAAGUCCUAGGCCCCAACCAGAAACUGAAAUUUAAUCCAACAGAGUUAAUUAUUUACUGUAAAGAUUUCAGAAUUGUCAGAUUUCGCUUUGAUGAAUCAGGUCCUGAAAGUGCCAAAAAGGUAUGCCUUGCAAUAGCUCAUUAUUCCCAGCCAACAGACCUCCAGCUACUCUUUGCAUUUGAAUAUGUUGGGAAAAAAUACCACAAUUCAGCCAGUGCAGUUAACGGAAUACCGCCGGGAGGUGGCAGCACUCAGAGAACGCCACUCUUUGAAACGUAUUCAGACUGGGACAGAGAAAUCAAGAGGACAGGUGCUUCUGGAUGGAGAGUUUGUUCUAUUAACGAGGGUUACAUGAUAUCCACUUGCCUUCCAGAAUACUUUGUAGUGCCAAGUUCUUUAGCAGACCAAGAUCUAAAGAUCUUUUCCCAUUCUUUUGUUGGAAGAAGGAUGCCACUCUGGUGCUGGAGCCAUUCUAAAGGCAGUGCUCUUGUGCGAAUGGCCCUUAUAAAAGACCCUCUGCAGCAGAGGAAGAUAGACCAAAGGAUUUGUAAUGCAAUAACUAAAAGUCAUCCACAAAGAAGUGAUGUUUGCAAAUCAGAUUUGGAUAAGACCUUGCCCAAUAUCCAAGAAAUACAGGUGGCUUUUGUAAAACUGAAACAACUAUGUGUUAAUGAGCCUUUUGAAGAAACUGAAGAGAAAUGGUUAUCUUCACUGGAAAAUACUCGAUGGUUAGAAUAUGUAAGGGAAUUCCUCAAACAUUCAGCAGAACUUGUGUACAUGCUAGAAAGCAAGCAUCUCUCUGUAGUCCUACAAGAGGAGGAGGGAAGAGACUUGAGCUGUAUCGUGGCUUCUCUUGUUCAAGUGAUGCUGGAUCCCUAUUUUAGGACAAUCACUGGAUUUCAGAGUCUGAUACAGAAGGAGUGGGUCAUGGCAGGAUAUCAGUUCCUAGACAGAUGCAACCACUUAAAGAGAUCAGAGAAAGAGUCUCCCUUAUUUUUGCUGUUCUUGGAUGCCACGUGGCAGCUGUUAGAACAGUAUCCAGCGGCUUUCGAGUUCUCUGAGACCUACUUAGCAGUGCUGUGUGACAGCACCAGGCUGUCCCUGUUUGGCACCUUCCUGUUCAACUCCCCUCACCAGCGGGUGACACAAAGCACGGAAUUUGCUAUAAGCAAAAAUAUCCAAUUGGGUGAAGAAAAGGGUUUAAAAUUCCCUUCGGUUUGGGACUGGUCUCUUCAGUUCACAGCAAAGGAUCGCACCCUUUUCCAUAACCCCUUGUACGUUGGAAAGAGCACGCCUUGCAUACAAAACAGUUCUACGAAAUCUUUUAAAUGGACAAAGAAAAGCUACAGUUCCACACUGAGAGGCAUGCCAGCUUCCUUAAAGAAUGGAAUCAUCAGUGAACAAGAAUUACUUCCGAGGAGAAAUUCAUUAAUAUUAAAAGUAAAGCCAGACCCUCCUCAGCAAACUGCCAGCCAGAACAGUGGCAUAGAGCAGUAUUUCAGAGAAUGGUUUUCCAAACCAGUCGACCUGCAUGGUAUUAUUCUGCCUCACGUCUCUGGAACACACAUAAAACUCUGGAAACUCUGCUAUUUCCGCUGGGUUCCUGAGGCCCAGAUAAACCUUGGGGGCGUCAUCACUGCCUUUCACAAGUUCUCCCUGCUGGCUGACGAGGUGGACGUGCUCAGCAGGACGCUUCGGCAGCACCGGGCCGGCCCCUUGGAAGCCUGCUACGGGGAGCUGGACCAUCGCAGGAUGUUCUUCCGAGCCAGUGGCCCACACGAUACCUCGGGGACACCAGAGUUUCUCUCCUCCUCAUUUCCCUUUUCUCCUGUAGGUAAUCUGUGCAGACGAAGCAUUUUAGGGACACCAUUAAGCAAGUUUUUAAGUGGGGCCAAAAUAUGGUUAUCUACUGAGACGCUAGCAAAUGAAGACUAACACACAAUUUUCUGAACACUUUGAGGGAAGCUAUAAACUUUUUCCUCUGAAUUAAAAUGGCUAACCUAGGCAUUUGAAACUCUUAACAAUUUUAUACAUCAGAGUAACAGCUGAAAUUUGCACUACUAUUUAAAAACAUGUUGAAUUACAUUUCCUUCACAAUUUUUUUAAAAGAUAAGCAUAAAUUUUAUUUUUCAUGUCCUUUUGUCAUUUUAGGUCUGGCAUAUUUUUAGGUGAUUUGUAGACAGACAUUCCCCCACUCUUGUUACUGUGAUCAAACUAAUAAGAUUUUGUCUGUGACAUUAAUUUUGUCUGCAUUCAAUUUUCUUACCACCUAAACGUUUCCUGAUCCUCAGUCAGAUAGCAGCCCAAAGAAGCAGAUGUCAGGAAAGUUAAUAGAUUCGUGUUUGGUGUAUUUUUAAGAGGCAUCUGCGAAGCCCCCCAACAGGUGUUAGUUAGGCGUUCGUGCAUUUUCCUGGCCACUUUGUUCUGUCUAAUCUAACUCACUUGAGGAUUGACUCAGUGUCCCAAGGCCAUAAUUUAUUUUAGAUCACUUUGGGACCGAAGAGCACUGUGUUUUAAAAUCACACAUUUGCUUUUAACUUCAUAGGACUGACUUUAAAAUGAUGUGCACUGUUAACUUUAAAAGCAUUUGCUAUAGAUAAUAAACUUAGAAGUGCCUUUGAUAGUAAUAUUAAGGUAUGAAUAACAGUAAAUAUAAUUUCAGUUUUUAAAAUUAGGGUGUAAUAAUCUGACUGCAUGUUGGAAACAGACUUUUUAUACUAACCUUUGUACCAGUACCAAGAGUCCCCAAAACCACACUUCCAAUCUUCCAAAAGCCACUGAGGACACAGUGGGCUAUGGGGCAGUCGGUUGGUGUGACAGCAGGGGGGCAAGUACAGCCUGCACUGAAACUCACCCUCAGAAACAGAGGCCUCGCUCCGAGGCAUUCUGAGCUUUCCUGUGUUUCCGGGGUGCUGAGCUGUUGGCACUUUCCCUUGGAAAUAACAGAGCGUGAGUUAGGUCACCUGCACAGAAGUCCCUCCUCCCUCAGACAAGUUUUCAAUGCUUAGGAGUAGAGAACAGGAGAAUAAAAACACAGUUCUCUCAAAAUACUGCCAUUUUAAGCAGUGCUGAGAGAAGCUCCCCUCACCCCUUGACUUUUGAUAUUAAGAGGGAACUGAGAAGCAUACGGAGGUGUGUUCUGGGUCUAAAAUUCCCUUGUUUUCUAACUGUGACAAGAGCCCAGCCAAGUCUGCUGUGGGGCUCAGAGUUGAAGCUUGUGGUGGCGACGUGCAGCACUGUUCCCCUUACCCCAACCCCAUUCCACAUACGACCCAUUCCGUUUUAAAGAUGGUUGUUUUCAAAUUUGGCCAUUAGAGUUUCUUAAACUGCCAUCUUAAGCUUAAAAAAAUUUUUAUACUAAAAUGUCUAGCUUGUUUCUUUUCUAAAACAAGUUUUUUCAAAGCAGUGUGUUCUAACUUUGUAUGUAAUUAAUAGCUGUUUCUACUUGAAUUAUUUGCCUUUUUAAAGUUGUUUGAUAAUGUUUCAAACCUUUAAAGUGACAGAAGCUCUUACAAAAUGUCUUAGGAAAUUCUUGUGUAUAAAUCUAAUGUUUUUGCCAACUUGUUGCCUAGAAAAUAAGGGCUUUUUUUAAGUUUAUAUAAAUAGCAUUGUUGCCAUUAAACCUUUUAUAAUCCUUGAUUGGAAACUAGGCCUAAUCCCCUUAAAACACCACAGCAUAUCCUGCCAUUGAGAGUAUAAUAAUAAUAAUUCUCCCUUUUUCAUUAAGCUGCUUUUUUUAUUUCAAAUUCUAAAUUGGUUUGUUUUUUGGAUUGAGCAUUUCUCUUUAGUUUCUUCCUUCACACAUUUAUUUCAACUCCUUUAGUAGUUUUUUAUUAAUUUGCAAGUUUAAAAAAGAUUAGGUACUAUUAAUACUUUAUUGAAAUAGAAAAUGUGGAUAUUUUUGUAUGAUAAUGUAGUAAAAUAUGGUUUUUAGUUUUUGCUGGAUGGUUGUUAUAUGAUUAUUGUGACACAAGUGAUCGUGCAUAAUAUGAAAAACAACUUAACAGUCUUAAGUCCUGGACAUCAUAAAGCUGCCUGGUACGUCUGGUAGCAAAAAGGAUGUGUGGUGACAGAAGUCCCAAGUGUGGUUACAUACGCUGUUCCCAGAGAGCCUCCCACUCAGCGGGCCCACAGCCCUGCGAGCGAAGCCUGUGCUGAUGGAAUGCCAUGUGGUUAUCAGACAGCUUUGGACCUUCUAGGAUUGAACUUAAAGAUGUACAAUGUCUUACUCGUAUUUUAUGAUGGAAACCAAUGUUAAAACCAAAAAUGUCUAACUUUAUUUAAGUAUAUUAGUUUGUGCUAACAGAUGGUGAAAACGAUUCAACACAUCCUUCAACAAAAUCUCCUCUCUAUAUGGUAACCUCAAGUAGUUAAAACUUGAUUUUAAGAGAAAACUGAAACCUUUGUGCCUAAAAUCGAUUAUGACUUGAGUUAAAGUAGGAUGAACAAGAAGAGAUCUUGUUCAGCAGUAAUGAAUGUGAAGGAAAUUUUGACUGCUAAAUAAAAUUUCCACAGGAA
Messenger RNA from Manis pentadactyla (Chinese pangolin), 5012 nucleotides. It is a transcript of the gene MTMR10, whose product is annotated as myotubularin related protein 10. The record is from RefSeq and is a predicted model, not a curated record. The transcript has 16 exons. The coding region runs from base 141 to 2429 and encodes 762 amino acids. Lineage: Eukaryota; Metazoa; Chordata; Mammalia; Pholidota; Manidae.